Messenger RNA from Medicago truncatula (barrel medic), 2107 nucleotides. RefSeq names its product serine/threonine-protein kinase-like protein At1g28390. The coding region runs from base 293 to 1879 and encodes 528 amino acids. Lineage: Eukaryota; Viridiplantae; Streptophyta; Magnoliopsida; Fabales; Fabaceae. Gene Ontology annotation, biological process: protein phosphorylation. The transcript has a single exon. The record is from RefSeq and is a predicted model, not a curated record. Gene Ontology annotation, molecular function: protein kinase activity; ATP binding.
AAAAGAUUGUGCGUACAAGCUUGGAAUGCAUUCACUCUUACAACACAAUUUUAUCUUCCUACAAAGCUGCGAAUCAUUUACGACUUUUUGUUCUUUAAAGUUGAAAUUCAACUCACUUUUCUUUCUUUAUAGUUAUGGGUUUUCUCACCCCAUAUUCCUUCUUUUCUUUCUCUACUCCCACUCUUUUCAUUUCAAUUUCAAUUCAACCAUCUACUAGUAUUUUCUUUCUCUUUCUCUUACAAUUACAAAACCCAACUCAAUAACAACAACACAAACAACCUUAUAUAUUCUCAUGGGUUAUCUUUUUUGCAAUGCAGAGUCUGCAAUUGCAACCUGCGAUCCACACUAUUGGGAUCUCAAAAAAAGAAGCAAAACAUUAACAACAAAUCGUACACACAUUAUCAAAGAGUUUCUUUACACCGACCUCGUCACCGCCACGGAUAGUUUCUCUGCCGAAAGCUACCUCGGCAAAGGUAGCCACGGCAGAGUUUACAAAGCAAAGUUAAACGGCGACAAGGAUAACAUAGUUGUCGCCGUUAAAACUACAAAGCUAACUACAAAAAGCAAACAUAGUCACAUCAACGGCAACAACAAAAAUUGCACUGGUUGUGGUAAUUGUACAAGUCCAGCAGAAAACGAGAUCGAGAUUCUUUCACAAGUUCCAAAUCCUCGUCUCGUAAAUCUCAUAGGAUACUGCACCGACCCAAACGGCAAUAAAUUAAUUGUCGUUGAAUACAUGCCAAACGGUUCACUUCAUGAUUUAUUACACUCUUCAUCUAAACCACCCGGUUGGACCAGACGUUUCCGGUUCGCAUUACAAGUUGCAAAAGCGGUUCGAACCUUACACGGUUCAAAUCCUCCGGUUAUUCACCGUGAUAUUAAAUCCUCCAACGUUUUGAUCGAUCAAGAUUUCAAAGCGAGACUCGGUGAUUUCGGUUUAGCGCUAAGAGGACACGUGGAAGACGUUCGUGUAAAGUGCACACCACCGGCGGGUACGUUAGGGUAUCUUGAUCCAUGCUAUCUUGCACCGGAGGAUCUUAGCGCGAAGAGUGAUGUGUUCAGUUUUGGGAUCUUGUUAUUGGAGAUUAUCAGUGGAAGAAAUGCGAUUGAUGUUAAUUAUAGUCCUCCUUCAGUGGUGGAUUGGGCGGUGCCGUUGAUUAGAAAAGGUGAUUUCGUCGGGAUCUGUGAUCGGAGAAUUGGUGCACCUUCGGAUUUGGUUAUGUUGCGGCAGAUUGCCGUGAUUGCGGCGAGAUGUGUUAGAUCAACGGCGGAGAAACGGCCGGGGAUGGUGGAGGUUGUUGAGUGUUUGAAAUUGGCUAGGAAGAGGUUUCAUUCGUCGCCGAUUUGGUGUAGUUGGAGACGGCGCGUGACGCGUGUGGAGAACGCGCAACCGUUGAUGAGAUGUGAAGACUAUGAUAAUGAUAAUGAUUAUGAUUAUCGUAAUAAUAAUUAUUAUGAUUGGGAUGAUGAUGAAGAUGAUAAUAAAAGUGAGAAUGUUGUGAAGAUUGUUAAGAGUGGGAGCAGUAGAAGGAAGAGUAAAGUAUCAAGUGUGGCGAGCGUAGAGUAUGAGAGUAAACCGUUGAAGAAAGGAGCGAGAUCUAAGCCGUCGAAGAAAGUAACGAGAUCUAAAACCGUUGGAUCAUCUUCUGGGUUUGUUAGUAGUUGCAGUAGAAUGAGUGGGAUUCAAAUGGUUACAGAGAAAACGGGUGUAAUGAAGUUGAAAAAGUCAAAGUCAAUGGGAGUCUUGCAAAGUCCUAAUUUGGGUGAGGAUGAGACAAUGAUAGCAAUGUGGAAGUUGGUGAUUAGAGAUAAUAAGAAAUUGGAAAAGAAGAUGUUAGAAAAACCUUUGGUUAAUAAGCAUGGUUGGGAAUCAGAAUAACCCAUUAAUCAGAGAUAAUUGGAUGAUUUCUGUGUUAAACAGUUGAGAGUAGUCAACCCCUGCAAAAUAGAGAGCUAGAUUUUUGGGGGGUUUUGUUUUUCUGGCAUUAUCUCAUUCUUUACACUGUCAAUCACAAUCUCCUAAAAAUGGAAGAAGCAUUUUUUGUUGUUUAUUAAUAAAAUGUAUUUUACGAAUUUUGAAUGAAAAGCGACAAAAGAUAAAUUAUCA